AUGCGAUCCAUCCUCUUCGCCGCCACUGCAUUUACUGCCGUCCUCGCCGCUCCUCUAGACGAGAAGCGUGCUACUGGUCCAUCAGCGGUUGUCAGAAACGGAACAGUUGUCGGAAGCACCUUAGGCAAUGUCGACUCUUUCAAGGGCAUCCCAUUCGCUCUCCCUCCUACCGGUAGCCUUCGCCUAAAGCCUCCUCAGUCUGUGACCGCGACCUACCCAUCAGGAACAUUUGCAGCUACUGGCGAGCCGAAAGCAUGCCCUCAGUUUGCUAGCCAGGUCGACAGCUCUGACAUCCCAGCCGAUGUUCUUGGAGAGCUUCUCAUGUCUCCCAUUGUGCAGGCAGCUUCUAACUCUGGAGAGGACUGCUUGACCCUCAACGUUCAACGCCCUGCUGGUACCACAUCGUCUUCGAAGCUGCCUGUAGUGUUCUGGAUCUUUGGUGGUGGAUUCGAGCUGGGAUCUACUCAGAUGUACGAUGGUACCCCUCUGGUCGCUGAAUCUGCCGCUUUGGGACAUGGUGUCAUCUACGUGGCAGUCAACUACCGCGUAGGAGGAUUUGGCUGGCUUGCUGGCAAGGAGCUCCAAGCAGAUGGUUCCACUAACCUUGGCUUGAGAGAUCAAAGAAAGGGCCUCGAGUGGGUUGCCGAGAACAUUGCGGCCUUUGGAGGUGACCCGGACAAGGUUACUAUCUGGGGAGAAUCAGCUGGUGCCAUUUCGGUUUAUGAUCAAAUGAUCAUCAACGGUGGAGAUCACCAAUACAACGGCAAACCCUUAUUCAGAGGCGCCAUCAUGAACUCUGGAUCUAUUGUUCCUGCUGUGGACGUUGCUCAUCCCAAGGCACAAGCUGUGUAUGAUGUUGUAGUCAACGCAGCUGGCUGUGGUGGUAGCAGUGACACGCUUGAAUGUCUGAGGAGUGUAGACUACGACACCUUCAUGAGAGCUGCCGAUUCUGUACCCGGACUUUUCAGUUACCAGUCUAUCGCGUUGGCAUACCUUCCUCGUCCAGAUCCUGCAAGCUCCUUCUUCCCAGUUUCUCCCGAAGUCGCAAACCAGAAUGGAAACUACGCCAAAGUACCAAUCAUCUCUGGAGACCAGGAGGAUGAAGGCCCGUUGUUCAGCUUAGUACAGAGCAACAUCACGACCAGUCAACAAUUGCUCGACUACGUUGCCAGCGCCUUCCCCGACACACCAAAGUCUGUUGUAGCUACAGCCGUUGCUACUUAUCCAGAAGACCCAGCUGCAGGAUCGCCAUUCAGGACUGGACUUUUGAACAACAUCUACCCUCAGUACAAGCGUCUGGCCGCCCUCUUCGGAGAUGCUGUGUUCAACCUGCGUCGUCGUCAGCUUCUGUACACCGUGUCCUCCACUGUUCCCGCAUGGAGCUAUCUUGACAGCCAUUUGUACGGCACAGCAGUAUUGGGAACUUUCCACGGCAGUGAUCUCUUGAGCAUCUUCUUCGGUGUGGCUGGCGGUACUUCCCAGAAGACCUACCUCGACUACUACACUUCGUUCAUCAACUUCCUUGACCCGAAUGCCAUUGGUACCGGGCUUCCUAACAUUUACUGGCCUCAGUACAACACCACCAAGCCUACACUGUUGCAGUUACAGCAGGUUGGCAACAACCUUCUUCCCGACACAUACCGCAGUGCAAGUUUCCAGGCUUUGACAGCGGCCUAUGGCCAGUUCCGUACCUAG
Aureobasidium subglaciale EXF-2481 is the source of this 1695-nucleotide messenger RNA. RefSeq lists its product as uncharacterized. The coding region runs from base 1 to 1695 and encodes 564 amino acids. The record is from RefSeq and is a predicted model, not a curated record. Lineage: Eukaryota; Fungi; Ascomycota; Dothideomycetes; Dothideales; Saccotheciaceae. The transcript has 4 exons.